Molecule: messenger RNA, 2608 nt
Organism: Lineus longissimus
Lineage: Eukaryota; Metazoa; Nemertea; Pilidiophora; Heteronemertea; Lineidae
Product: glucose-induced degradation protein 8 homolog
Exons: 5
Coding region: 80-802 (240 amino acids)
Biological process (GO): proteasome-mediated ubiquitin-dependent protein catabolic process
Cellular component (GO): nucleus; cytoplasm
Molecular function (GO): protein binding
Source: RefSeq, a predicted model, not a curated record
UGCCGAAUGUUUUGGUUUUGGUGAUUUUGGUUUAGAUAAAAGAUCACAGAAUAACCACGAUAUUACAACAUUCUAGCUUAUGGAAUUAAUGUAUAAAGUGGCCAGGAUGGCUUCAGUAAAUUACACAGAGAAGCAGGACGACAUCUCAAAGGAUGACUGGAUUGGAAAACUUCGAGGUCUCCAUGUCACUAGGGCAGAUAUGAAUCGACUCAUCAUGAAUUACUUAGUCACAGAGGGCUUUAAGGAAGCAGCCGAGAAAUUCCGCAUGGAAUCUGGGAUUCAGCCAACAGUUGAUCUGGACACGUUGGACGAGCGGAUAAAAAUACGAGAUGCUAUUCAAAAUGGCCGAAUAGAAGACGCAAUCUCACUUGUGAAUAAUCUCCACCCUGAGCUUUUAGACAAUGACAGAUAUCUGUAUUUUCAUUUACAGCAACAACAUUUAAUUGAGCUGAUUAGGGAGAGGAAUAUAGAAGAUGCUUUAGACUUCGCCCAAACGCAUCUAGCCGAGCGUGGUGAGGAAAAUCCUGAAAUCUUAUCGGAGCUUGAACGUACAUUGGCACUACUUGCAUUUGAAAAUCCAGAACAGUCCCCGUUUGGUGAAUUACUACAUCCCUCUCAGAGACAAAAGGUUGCAAGUGAAUUAAAUGCAGCAAUUCUGGAAAUGGAAAACCGAGAGUCGACGCCAAAAUUAGCAAACUUAUUGAAACUGUUGCUCUGGUCACAAGAUGAACUUGACAAAAAGAAAGUGAAAUAUCCCAAAAUGGUGGACUUGGCUUCUGGUGAGAUACAGGAACCGAAGUGAUGUGUUCAGUGUGUGUGUCUGUAUGCAACUUGGCCAAGUCAAAUGACGUCAACAAAAACCAAGUCAAAAUAAACUGAGGUCACAUUUUAUCUGGAGGUUGACAAAAUCCUGUCCUUUUUGUGACGGUGCCCAAUUCAAAGGAAUUGUCUAACAUGGGAUGGAUUCUUCAAGAACAUCCUGAUGGUGGUCUGGAUGUGAACAAAAACAUUUUAGAACCUUCCAGUGUGAAAUUUCCUGUAUUCUGACAAAUUACCUGUUUGACUUGCGCAAGUUUUAUGUAAUUAUUAGAAAAUGGUAUCGACGGAAUUAAUGAGGGUGCAUAGCUGUUUAUGGAAUAUUUAUGACGUGUUUUGACCCUGUUUUGACGGUGCAUUCAGUUACAUGUGGAGUAAGUUAGCGAUGUUCGGAGGCAUCCAGUAGCUGACGGAAGCGUCAUUUCAGGAAUAGCUGUUUUAACAAGUUUGUUACUCUCUAUGAUCAGUUCCAGUCUUUAUUUUAUACGUGAGGGCUGAUCCCUUUCAAUACAUUUUGGUACUUUGUUGGUUCAUGAAAACUGUAAUACCUGAUUAGAGUAGGUGGAAAAUUCAAAGUGUGUUGUAAUAUUGCUUCACUUUUCUUCCAUUUAUUUCAAACAAUACUUAAAGGGGUACGUCGUUGGUAAUUACUUGUGGUCCAGUUCAAUAGAAAUCCUCCAAUACACAAUGCCGUAGUGCAGUUGUUGUGAAUACAAAUUUUUUAAAACUUGGUAUUCAUAGUAUUUGUAAAUUAGUCUACACAACGGCAAUGUUGAAAUUUAUAUUUAGUAGGUAUUUCCGCAAUUGGACAUUUUCAAAUUCAAUUACAAAUUCAAAACUUUUACCGAACGGCGUAGGCCUUUAAGAGCUGCCAAGUGUUGUCUGUCGGGUAAGUCAGGAUAAUGUGCCUGUCUUUAAAUUUCUAUACCUAGAAUAUGGAAACAAAUACUGUUCAAAAUCUGUAGACAUCUCAAAUGACAUGUUAUGCAUAUCUCGUGUGAAUUUCAUCACAGUAGCCUUUGGACUUAUUUGGCAGUUAUAUCAUACCUUCUGUUGGACGUCGCAUCAAAAAUCACAGCAUUGGUCAUUCACCAUUUUCGUUAAGAAUGAGCCACUAAUAAAUUUUGGAUUGAAAGCUUUGGGACCACAAAACAAAACAAUAGAUAUCGACAUUUAGCCUGAAGAAUAUCAACGUUAUCUUUUCGGGCUGUAUAAUUUGAUUCAAGGACCAGAUACUAGCUUCUUUCGGCACAUCCUGUGCCUUUUUCAAAUUAUACAUGUACUUGGUGAGGCACAGAAUGGAGUAUACAGCCUAUCACAUAUUCAUCAAAGUCCAGGGAAUCCUCUUUCCUUUUAUAGUUUGUAGUUUCGAUUUGUCGGAUACCACGACGACAGCUUUCGAGCCAUAAAAUGUAACUUUUGAAUGAGUCACCUGAUGGGCUUCAAUUUCCUGUGCAUGAUGGGGUGGAGUGGGAUGGCUGCAGUCACGUAGCACAGUUGCCCUGCACUAUUUUCCCUGAGCAAUGAAUCAUAAAUUCAAAAUCACACCAUCUGAAAAUCUGUGCUCGUUUGCUUCGGUAAGCUACGCUUCGCGUUGCCCUUGUUGGCCAAAUGAAUAUUCAACUCUCAAAAAGCAUCUCAGUAAUAUACGGUAUUCUUCACAGGUAGAUCGACACAAAAAGUUCAUUGUAAAAUUUGUAAGAUUUUUUUAUUGGUGUUUAGGAGCAUGUUGAAGUAUUUUAAAUAUUUCUAUUGUCAUAUGAUAUGAAUUUUCAUCAAAUAUUAAAUGAGA